ACGAAUAUACACAUGUAUAACGAUAACCAUAAAUAACGAGUAAUACCCCAGCUACAACCCCUUGGACUCCUGAAGUUAAUACAUAGUACUAAUGUAUGAACACAUACGAAAAGACGGAUGCCUGCGUGUAUAUAUACGGAUUCCUUUGACCCCUGUGCGGGUUACCAAACGAAGCAAACAAACUAAGAAAGAGCGUCGGAGGAAGAGGACCACGCCUGUGCGUCGCUGCAGGGUUGUCGGGCCGUUUCCACGCCGGAGAAGAAGGGAUCGCCAGAGAAAGAUAUCCAUUGCACUGUCGCCAGACCAAACUCCUGCCACCGCCGUCGAUCGCCUGGGACGCCAACACCAUCGCAAAAUAAGGCCAAUUUCUCCGGUACCUGAGCUGUCUGCCUUCGGAAGUCCCCUGCGUUGCCGGCAUCAAGUUGCCGACCAAGGAAAUUGCUGUGAAGUUUUCCUGCACUCAUGCAGUGACAUAAGGGGUCACUUGCAGGUAUAUCAUGGCACAGAAGACGCUUAUUUUGUAACUGGGGAAGACCCUAUAUUGCGCCAAAUCCAUCUCACCUUUGAACUAAACAAACAUUCCACACUCUUCUUCCUGAAGUACGGGCGUGGGAGAGCACUUUUGCUUGCCAUUUCAUCUUGUGGUCUAGAGGACGUACCAAAACACAACAACACAUACGAGAUCAGUAGCGCUACAUGCUAUGACGGUUCUAGCUCUUCUUAGACUCGCACUCGUGUGAUGUUUUACCCGAUUUACCUACUGCUAUAACGUUUUGUUACAUCUAACUAUCCCAAACAUUUCAACUAAACUUCUUAUUCCCCUUGCUUCUGUAAUGGACAUCAUUAUCUAUGUUU
Messenger RNA from Cuscuta europaea, 855 nucleotides. NCBI's taxonomy places the organism in Eukaryota, Viridiplantae, Streptophyta, Magnoliopsida, Solanales, Convolvulaceae. The record is from the annotation of a GenBank genome assembly.